ACCAAAAAAGAAAAAAAAAAAAAUGGCGGGGGAGGGGUGAGGCUCAGAAUAAGGAACAAUCCUUUGGCUUGAAUAUUUCAUUUUAUGAAAAACUUACUAAAUUUUUCUCACUUUUCCACAAGAACGACUAACAUAGCUGCAGACCAGUGUUUAGGGGUCACUUGAGUGGAAACUGUCUGGCCGACCUUGGCUCAUACGUUUCUUUUCUCGUUAGGGAGGGAGUGACCCGGCAAAUCUGCAUGCUGUGGCGGUGCCUCCCAGGGCUGCUCCGCGGGCCGCCGACGGCUGGACCCGAGCUCCGUCCCGUGUUGCCUGCGCGCCCCCGAAAACCCCGGCGGUCAGCGACUGCAGGCACCUGCAGGCCGACAAGACUGGCAGGCGGACAGCGACUCAGCUCUGAAGGAUGGCUGCCAUACUGGGAGACACCAUCAUGGUGGCCAAAGGCCUUGCCAAGCUGACCCAGGCAGCUGUGGAAACCCACCUGCAGCACUUGGGCAUCGGAGGGGAGCUGAUCAUGGCGGCCCGGGCCCUGCAGUCUACGGCUAUGGAGCAGAUUGGCAUGUUCUUGGAGAAAGUGCAGGGUCAGGAUAAACGUGAAGAAUCUUUUGCUGAGAACUUCAACGGCCCAGAAGGGGAGUUCCACUUCUCAGUCCCGCAGGCAGCCGGAGCCUCCACAGACUUCUCUGCGGCCUCCACUCCCAGCCACUCAGCCCCGCCCCUGGAUCAUGUCCACAGCGAGGGCCCAGCUCCUGCCUACGUGGCCAGUGGACCCUUUAGGGAAGCUGGGUUCCCUGGCCAGGCCGCCUACCCUCUGGGCAGGGUAAACGGGAGGCUCUUUGCAAACCCCAAAGGCUCAUUCUCUGCCACGGGCUUUCAGCGAAGGUUCUUCCACCAGGACCAGUCCCCUGUGGGGGGCCUCACAGCUGAGGACAUCGAGAAGGCCCGGCAGGCCAAGGCUCGCCCUGAGAACAAGCAGCACAAACAGAUGCUUAGUGAGCAUGCUCGGGAGCGGAAGGUGCCUGUGACAAGGAUUGGGCGGCUGGCCAACUUCGGAGGUCUGGCCGUGGGUCUGGGUUUCGGGGCACUGGCAGAAGUCGCCAAGAAGAGCCUGCGCUCCGAGGACCCCUCAGGGAAGAAGGCUGUGCUGGAUUCCAGUCCCUUUCUGUCUGAGGCCAAUGCUGAACGCAUCGUACGCACGCUCUGUAAGGUGCGCGGCGCAGCGCUCAAGCUGGGCCAGAUGCUGAGCAUCCAGGAUGACGCCUUCAUCAACCCCCACCUGGCCAAGAUCUUCGAGCGGGUGCGGCAGAGUGCGGACUUCAUGCCAUUGAAACAGAUGAUGAAAACUCUUAACCACGACUUGGGCCCCAACUGGCGGGACAAGCUGGAGUACUUUGAGGAGCGGCCCUUCGCCGCCGCGUCCAUUGGGCAGGUGCACCUGGCCCGCAUGAAGGGUGGUCGAGAGGUGGCCAUGAAGAUCCAGUACCCUGGUGUGGCCCAGAGCAUCAACAGCGACGUCAACAACCUCAUGGCCGUGCUGAACAUGAGCAACAUGCUUCCAGAAGGUCUGUUCCCCGAGCACCUGAUCGAUGUGCUGAGGCGGGAGCUGGCCCUGGAGUGUGACUACCAGCGGGAGGCUGCCUGCGCCCGCAAGUUCAGGGAGCUGCUGAAGGGCCACCCCUUCUUCUACGUGCCUGAGAUCGUGGACGAGCUCUGCAGCCCACACGUGCUGACCACAGAGCUGGUGUCCGGCUUCCCCUUGGACCAGGCCGAAGGGCUCAGCCAGGAGAUACGGAAUGAGAUCUGUUACAACAUCCUGGUUCUGUGCUUGAGGGAGCUGUUCGAGUUCCAUUUCAUGCAGACAGACCCCAACUGGUCCAACUUCUUCUAUGACCCCCAGCAGCACAAGGUGGCUCUUUUGGACUUUGGGGCAACACGGGAAUAUGACAGGUCCUUCACUGACCUCUACAUUCAGAUCAUCAGGGCUGCUGCCGACAGGGACAGGGAGACUGUGCGGGCAAAAUCCAUAGAGAUGAAGUUCCUCACCGGCUAUGAGGUCAAGGUCAUGGAAGACGCCCACUUGGAUGCCAUCCUCAUCCUGGGGGAGGCCUUUGCCUCCGAUGAGCCCUUUGAUUUUGGCACCCAGAGCACCACCGAGAAGAUCCACAACCUGAUUCCUGUCAUGCUGAGACACCGUCUUGUCCCCCCACCUGAGGAGACCUACUCCCUGCACAGGAAGAUGGGGGGCUCCUUCCUCAUCUGCUCCAAGCUAAAGGCCCGCUUCCCCUGCAAGGCCAUGUUCGAGGAGGCGUAUAGCAACUACCGCAGGAGGCAGGCCCAGCAGUAGGGCUGGGGCCCAGGCCAGCUCCGAGGGUACUGUGUCCUUCAGACAGGCCAAAAACCAGUAGGGAGGUGAUGGUGAUGCUCUCUUUAACUCCUUUGCCCAGUUAGAAGGGGUGGCUGGUUCUCCUGGGAGGCAGGGGCCACCUGGAGCCCUGGAGCCAGUGUAUUCCACAGUUCCCGUCACUGAAUGGUUGUAGGGUGAGAAGUACAGGAGUGAAGAUGAAGCCCCACUGUGGGUCAGUCUGCCUCAGGUGUCCUCUGAAAUAAGUAGGUGAAGAUGAAAGGGCAACUUUUUCUUUUCCUGAUGUCAAUGUUAAGCAGAAGGGAGAGUCCUUACUCCCUUCCAACCUCUGCUCCAGUUCAAAACCCAGAAACCAGAACACAGAUAUGAUUGUGGGAUUUUAUCAUCAUCUGUGUAGUAGGGGGUGUGUGUAUAUGUGUUUCUAGAGUGAGAUUUGUGUUUUCUGCCCUUUUCCUCUCCGGCCAGUGGUCUGAAGCUGGGAGAGAUGCUGAUCUAACAGUGCCAACAAGUCCUCCUUAAGCCUGCAAGGCUCAGGCCUGUGGGGCUGGCGCUCACCUUUGACAGCUGAAUGUUUCUAAAGAACUGCUGCCCCAGGGGGAGGACAGGAGCUGCAGAACAGGCAAUGCCAGACACACUGGCUGCUGCUGGAAGGCAGAGUGGGGCCCCCUUCCUCUGUCUGAGGAGAGAUGCAGGUGUCACCAGUUCCAGCCGAAGCCUCCUCACGGGCUCUGUCAAUUUUUGUACAAGUCUUAUAAUUAUUGAAUCAAGUUGUUUUAGUGUAAUAAAAACGCUUGUGAGAAGUG
Messenger RNA from Sapajus apella (tufted capuchin), 3165 nucleotides. RefSeq names its product coenzyme Q8A (gene COQ8A). Gene Ontology annotation, molecular function: kinase activity. The transcript has 15 exons. Gene Ontology annotation, biological process: ubiquinone biosynthetic process. The coding region runs from base 404 to 2344 and encodes 646 amino acids. The record is from RefSeq and is a predicted model, not a curated record. Lineage: Eukaryota; Metazoa; Chordata; Mammalia; Primates; Cebidae. Gene Ontology annotation, cellular component: extrinsic component of mitochondrial inner membrane.